This is a messenger RNA of Symphalangus syndactylus (siamang), 5007 nucleotides long. It is a transcript of the gene ESRRB, whose product is annotated as estrogen related receptor beta. Lineage: Eukaryota; Metazoa; Chordata; Mammalia; Primates; Hylobatidae. Gene Ontology annotation, biological process: regulation of DNA-templated transcription. Gene Ontology annotation, molecular function: sequence-specific DNA binding; zinc ion binding; steroid binding. The record is from RefSeq and is a predicted model, not a curated record. Gene Ontology annotation, cellular component: nucleus.
GUGGUCCCCCACGGAAAAGCCAAGGCAUUGCCGUAGAAAGAGGACAGGAUGCAGGACAAGGAAAACAAGAAAUAUUCAUUCCAGUUACUUUCAAAGUGCAUCAUGCUGAUCCACACUUAGCCCCAAGAGCUGCCUGUUAUAUCAAUCACGGAGUCGGGAUCUAUUUAUAGGUUGGGAGUACUGUGUCCUUAGUCACAAAGAGACACAGACAGGGGACUGUCAGCUGGUACCGGAGGAGCGGAGCAACGAGUUAUCAGCAACUGAAAGCACCUGAGGGGCCGCACAUUCCACCCCAGCCCAGUCCUUGUCCUCCACGCCAGCCCCAAGCAUGCUGCUGAACAGGAUGUCGUCGGACGACAGGCACCUGGGCUCCAGCUGCGGCUCCUUCAUCAAGACUGAGCCGUCCAGCCCGUCCUCGGGCAUCGAUGCCCUCAGCCACCACAGCCCCAGUGGCUCGUCCGACGCCAGCGGCGGCUUUGGCCUGGCCCUGGGCACCCACGCCAGCGGUCUGGACUCGCCACCCAUGUUUGCAGGCGCCGGGCUGGGAGGCACCCCAUGCCGCAAGAGCUACGAGGACUGUGCCAGCGGCAUCAUGGAGGACUCGGCCAUCAAGUGCGAGUACAUGCUCAACGCCAUCCCCAAGCGCCUGUGCCUCGUGUGCGGCGACAUUGCCUCUGGCUACCACUACGGCGUGGCCUCCUGCGAGGCUUGUAAGGCCUUCUUCAAGAGGACCAUCCAAGGGAACAUUGAGUACAGCUGCCCAGCCACCAACGAGUGUGAGAUCACCAAACGGAGGCGCAAGUCCUGCCAGGCCUGCCGCUUCAUGAAAUGCCUCAAAGUGGGGAUGCUGAAGGAAGGUGUGCGCCUUGAUCGAGUGCGUGGAGGCCGUCAGAAAUACAAGCGACGGCUGGACUCAGAGAGCAGCCCAUACCUGAGCUUACAAAUUUCUCCACCUGCUAAAAAGCCAUUGACCAAGAUUGUCUCAUACCUACUGGUGGCCGAGCCGGACAAGCUCUAUGCCAUGCCUCCCCCCGGUAUGCCUGAGGGGGACAUCAAGGCCCUGACCACUCUCUGUGACCUGGCAGACCGAGAGCUUGUGGUCAUCAUUGGCUGGGCCAAGCACAUCCCAGGCUUCUCAAACCUCUCCCUGGGGGACCAGAUGAGCCUGCUGCAGAGUGCCUGGAUGGAGAUCCUCAUCCUAGGCAUCGUGUACCGCUCGCUGCCCUAUGACGACAAGCUGGUGUACGCUGAGGACUACAUCAUGGACGAGGAGCACUCCCGCCUUGCGGGGCUGCUGGAGCUCUACCGGGCCAUCCUGCAGCUGGUACGCAGGUACAAGAAGCUCAAGGUGGAGAAGGAGGAGUUUGUGACGCUCAAGGCCCUGGCCCUCGCCAACUCCGAUUCCAUGUACAUCGAGGAUCUGGAGGCCGUCCAGAAGCUGCAGGACCUGCUGCACGAGGCGCUGCAGGACUACGAGCUGAGCCAGCGCCAUGAGGAGCCCCGGAGGACGGGCAAGCUGCUGCUGACGCUGCCCCUGCUGCGGCAGACGGCCGCCAAGGCCGUGCAGCACUUCUAUAGCGUCAAACUGCAGGGCAAAGUGCCCAUGCACAAACUCUUCCUGGAGAUGCUGGAGGCCAAGGUGUGAUGGCCCCGCACACGGACCAAUGCCCACCUACAGACGGACAAACGGACAGACCGAGGUGGAGACCUCCACAGCCACCAGCCUCCACCUUCAACCCCUGUAUCAUGGCUCUGAGCUGUCCCAGAGGCAGGGGUUUCUCACCUCCUGGCUGUGUGCAGACUCCCGGGUGCAGUGGGGCGGGGGACAGGGAUGGGGGGGCAGGGGUGUGGGGCUUGUCUGUAACUGGCUUUUUCUUUGGUAUGUCUUUCCUUCUCCAUGGGCAGUGUGGAGGCCUAGGCCAGGGCUGACUCCCUUUGGAAGUGGAGAUCACCGGAGCAAGUGCCCCCUCCCCUCCACCGAGCCACCAAGAGGCAGCAUGUGCAUUUCCUAACUCCCUUGCCCCCUCCCCCAUCUGCGGCCUGGGUGGGCACUGCUCAGGCUGGAUACCACCUGGAGCUUUUCCUUCCGCAAGGACAGGUACGCAAGGGACAACAGUAUCUUUCUUCCAGAGGCCCUAGCUGCUCUGAGAUCCUCUGGGGCCCCUCAAGAGGCCCCAUACCUUCCACAGUUUCCACUCAGCUUUCAGCCAGGGCGGACCCACAAGAGAGCAGCGGCUAGAGCUCAAGUGCUUCCUGGGCACCCCACCCCUCGGGGCCUACCCCCCUGCCUGUCACCCACCGCGCUGGUGUCCACCUGUCCUCCUCCUCUUCUCCUCCCCCGGGGAGUCCACCGCUACUUCCUGACCCUACCUCAGAGCUCACUCACCCAGUGGGUUCAGCCAGCCACAGCGACUCCAGGGUCUAUAGACAGGAAUGUGCUGGCACAGAGAAGAGCGGGGACCACACCAUCCUCCCCAGAACCCUCUCCCUCUUCUGCCUUCCCCCUCUCCCUCAAGGCCAGGUGAGCCUGUGAGAAGCUCAGGAGCCUGGCUCCAUCUGAGAGCACCCCGGGGGGAGCAUCAGGGCAGGAUGAACAGAGACCCAGACUCAUCUUUGCCAAGCACAGAAAGGCCCAGCAGCUGAGAUAAGUAGGCAAGGGAGCCCCAAAGGGAGGGAGCUCAGCGGGGUGGCCUGCCUCAUCCUUCCUGGCUUCCCUUCCCUGCACUCAGCAUCAUGCCGCAGGGCUAGUAUACCAGUGCCACAGGAGGGGUGCCCUCCUACCACACUUGGGCAACCAGAGGUUUGGUGUAGCUCCCCUGGGCACCGCGAGCAUGCCAGCUUUCUGGCAGGACCCCUGCAGUCUCCCUGGCUGUGCCAGGUGACCAACCGUCUUGGUUUGUCCAGGAUGUUUCCUUGUCCCAGGAAACUCCUCUACCCCAGGCACAUGGGGACAGUGGGUCACCCUAUUUCUAUGGAUGGCCGUGAAAGUUUUCAGUAACUCAAGGGGCAGCCCUGAACACCCAUUUGUGCUCACAGGUUGGCCAAGAGCAGCUUAGAGGAUCUCCCAAGGAUGAAAGAGUGUCAAGCCAUGAUGGAAAAUGCCCCUUCCAAUCAGCUGCCUUCGCAAGCAGGGAUCACAGCAACCCCUCGGGGAUCCCCAAUCCACGCCCUUCUAGUCCAACCCCCCUUAACGAGAGAGGCAGGCAGAUCUCACCCAGCACUAGGACACCAGGAGGCCAGGUGCCUUUCCGCAGCUUUUCCAUGGAAGCCCUGGUCCCACCUCCCUGGCUCUACCCCAGGAACCUCCUGGCCUGGGCUUCUGAGCUGGGACAUGCUGAGGUCAUCCCAGACAGGAGGGAGGGCUGGCUGAAAUCCACAAACUGCAGAGCAGCUCUCUGAUGGUGUCCCACACAGAAAAUGUUAAGGAUUCCAAGAGCCCUCCCAGACCAGUGAUGUGUCCCUCCAGCUCCCCUUGCCUGUGGGGAAUCGGGUCUGAGUCACUUGAUGAGUAGGCACUGGAGCCGUUACCCAGGAUGCUACAUCCCUAGUCCUCCAUGCAGCCCAUCUUCCCUCAUUUGGGUGGAGGUACACAUUCGGGGCAAAGGCCCCUUCUCGGCAUCAAGGAGCACCAGCUACAAACCAAGUCUAGCACAGUGUUAGAGGCUCUGCCCCGAGGUUCUGCUCCGGGGAAACCUUCACAGUAGAGACCUUGGGGUGUGCGCUUUGGGGCUCCCUCAGUCUCUCACUGUGCUGUGUCCUUGCAGCGGGGCUGAGGUAGCACCCUGCUCUGUCACUUGCUGCUCAAGCUGGAGGACCCAGGCAGCAGGGCAUCGUGCCCAGCUGGCAUCUGCUGUCCUUUUCUAGGGAAAGCAUUUCUGGCUCACCAUGUAAAAUCUGGCUUGGAGCGAGUGGGUGUUCUGCACACUGGGCAGCUGUGCCUCACUGGAUCUAGUGUUGCUGCGAGUGCCCUCACUUCAGAGCCCCUCUAGCAGAGUGGGGCGGAUGCCCUGAUGGUUGGCGUCCAUGAGGUGGAAGCUGCUUUUAUACUUAAAACUCAGAUCACAACAGGAAAUGUGUCAGUAACAAUGGACCUCCAUCCAAUGGGAAAGUUCCUGGUACUGAAGGGGUCCAUUGGACACUCACAAAAGAAGUUCAGGGGCCAACUUCUUAGCUGGAAGCCUGGCAAGAUGAGGACCCUCUCCGGGGAAGGGAGAGGACUGACUUAGUGGAAGGUGGUGAAGUGAGGAGAGUUUAGGGGACCCUCCCCCUAAUGGAACAGAUCUCAAGUUUACCCUAAACCUGCCAUUUCUGGAAAAUCUGUAAAGAGGAAACAGCCUGUCUCAGUUGUAUUCUCAUGAUACAGGUCAUUUGAAAUUAACCAAGAAAUAAAACAUAAAAAUCCAAGCAUGGAGAAGGUGGUAUGGCUGGGUUUUGUUUGGUCCCUUUGUCCUCAUACGUUCUGAAGUUUCCAGACUGGCUUUGUCACUUUGUGAACUCAUCAUGUGUGAAAACCAAUCUUUGCAUAUAGGGAACUUCCUCGGGCCACACUUUAAGAACCAAGUAAGAGGCUCUCAAGACUCCAGCAGAGUCAGGAGGCCAUGGCAGAGCCUCAGAGGAGCUGGAACCUGCACCCACCUCUGUCAGGGGGGACCUCCUUUCCCCACAGACUCUGCCCUCCCUCUGUGCAGAUGGAAGUGACAGGGGACGGUGACCAGCUUGUGACAAGAAGACUGAAGGGUCCAGAGUCCAUGCUCACGGAACAGCACCAAAGAAAAGCACUAUGUGGAAAGAUUGUUUUAUUUUCUAAUAAUGAUAAUAUGGCUGGAAUGGCUUCUUAAGAUGUAUAUAUUUUUUAAAAUGGCAGUUCCCCAUUGCUGCAUCACCUACUUGUACGUCUUUCUUCUUCUGUAUAUGUUCUCCCAGAAACCCCCAUGUAAAUCAAAUGCCCUAGGAUGCUUCCAUCCUGGUCCCAUGUAUCUGGAAUCUAAUAAAUAAGGAAAGGAACUA